Molecule: messenger RNA, 8543 nt
Organism: Lytechinus pictus (painted urchin)
Lineage: Eukaryota; Metazoa; Echinodermata; Echinoidea; Temnopleuroida; Toxopneustidae
Product: semaphorin-1A-like
Exons: 18
Coding region: 151-2187 (678 amino acids)
Biological process (GO): negative regulation of axon extension involved in axon guidance; axon guidance; semaphorin-plexin signaling pathway
Cellular component (GO): plasma membrane
Molecular function (GO): chemorepellent activity; semaphorin receptor binding
Source: RefSeq, a predicted model, not a curated record
GAGAGAAACGGAAUAAUUGAGAUCGUGCGAGCUUAGCGUGAUGUCAUUGUUGAUGCGGAACGGGAACUGACGAUCACAUUUGAUGUGUUUGUCAAACUAAGAGUAAGAGCAUCAUACUUGGAGAUUUUGGAAGAUCUACAUCACACCCUAAUGGAGCUACUGCUUGUGUGUACUUUGAUUUUAUCAUGUUUGAUAAUUCAAAGUCAUUCCAGUACACCUAUCAUUGCUACUCUACCUCCUGAAGUUGCCGGAGUGGAGAAAGUUUAUUCUAACCCUGGUACCAUGGGUUUUCGUAUUCUACAGAGUGAAUCAGACAGUGCCCUCAUCGGAGGAAGAGAAAUGCUUCUCACAUUAAAUCAUAAUGAUCCAAAUAAUCUUCAUAAAAGUGUUGAAGAAUUCAAAACUUGUGACAAUGGCGAUGCAUUUAUUCAGUGUCGAACUCGUACAACAUUUAAAAAGGAUAGAGACUGUUAUAACUUCAUAAGGAUAGCAGAGGUAAUCUCCAACAACAUGCUACUGGUGUGUGGAACUAACGCCCUCAAUCCAAGAUGUUAUAACUGUAAUCUCACAAGAAACAGUGCUGGUAUGCAAGAAGUGAUUUGUCCAGGUCCCAGAGGUGACGGGACAUGUCAAUUCAGUAGAUCACGGCCCCUUGGGACAGUGGAUGGUACCGGUAUUGCACCAAAGCACUGGGAACUUAAUGCUACUUCACAAUACUCAGAUGGUCAGUUAUUCUUAGGAGUUUCCCAAAGUCAUGGUAAAUCAGAGACAACCAUCUCUCGGGUUGAUGUGUAUCCAGAUAGUGGAUUCACAAAUCGACUUGAUACUACAUCUUACUUCUCAAGAUCAGUCAAUGAGGCUGAUUUUGUUGGUAAGCCAUUGGUAAUUGGAGAUCGAGUGUACUACUUCUAUCGAGAGCUGGCUGUUGAACAUGUUAAUCAAGGCAAACUAGUAUACAGUAGGGUGGCAAGAGUUUGUAAGGGUGAUAAUGGAAUCGACAACUUUUGGUCCAGUUUUCAGAAAGCAAGAUUAAGCUGUUCGAUUCCAGGGGAAUUUCCUUUAUAUUUUAAUGAUUUACAGGAUAUCUUUGUUGAAGACAGAGGAUCAGAUCACUACAUUCAUGCAGUAUUUGCUGGUGUGCCUAAUGGCCCACAGAGCUCAGCAGUAUGUGUGUUUCUCCUGUCAGAAAUAAAUGAAAUCUUUGAUACAAGUAAUUUCAAAGGACCAGCCUCUUCAGAUAGUAUCUGGCUUUCCAGACCAAGUAGAGAAAUUCCUGUUCCAAGACCAGGUUUAGAUUGCAAUAAUCCAACUCAAGACAUUAGAUACAUCAGACAGUAUCCAUUGAUGCAGGAUGAUGCUUCUAGUAUUCCUUUAUUCAUAGUUGAUUACACUCGGUUUACUUCCAUCGUUAUGGAUUCAGUGGCUCCUGGAAACAUAUACUAUAUCGGAACAGAAUCUGGCUCUGUACUGAAAGCGUAUUAUAAUGGAACUGAAUUCAACGUUUAUGAAGUAACUGUGACGGAUAACAAGCAACCUGUGGUGGGUCUACAGCUAGCCGGUGAUAUCACAAACCGUCACAUUAUAGUUGUAUCUGAUAAUGCCGUAUACAGGGUACCAUUACAUAACUGUGCUACUAACUGUGAAAGGAGAUGUUCUGAAUUGAUGUAUGGAUACUGCCGAUGGGAAGGGGGCUGCUGUAAAAGCUAUGGUGAAACGACAUGCAGUGAGAACCCGAUUGAUGUUUAUGUAACCAUGGAGCCAAGUCAGUCCAUGACAGUAUGUGAGAAUGAGAUAAUCCAGCUAGUCUGCCACGCCCAGACCGCACCAUUUUGUCAACCAAUUACUCUAGACUGGACUAUGGGCGGAGGUCAAUCCAUCAAUGACAUGGGUCAUCUUAUUAGUUUAGAUCAGCUUUAUGACUACCCACUCCACAAGCUGAGUGCUCUGACCGUUCAGUCGGCUAUCACUGGGAAUACAACCACCCUGGAAUGCACAGCUCAGACCACUAUUGAUGGACAGGCUUAUAGUGUCACAAAGGCAACCACUAUUAACAUUAAGAAUUGCAUCACCCAAGCAUCUCUAGAGAGAAGAUAUAACCUUCAUCAACAACUGAAAGAAGAAAAUACCAUGAGCAUGAGUUGUGAUGCUUACAUAUUUGACUGUGCUAACUGUGCCAGCUUCCCAUGAAUUGCCAUAGCAGUAUGAGAUAAGAGCCCCAGGAUUGGACUUCAAAUGACUUGUAAAUGAACUAGAAACGAUAACUGCAACAUCAUACCUUCUAUCUCUGAAUGAAAAAAAAUCUUCAGCUGUUCUGUGCAUUUAUUUAUUUGUAGUUUACGUUUAUAUAGAAUAGAGAAACUUUUAUACUGCAUUUAUCUUAGGGGGUAAAACUAUUGUUUAAACAUUUGUUUAUGUUUCUGUCCAGUCCAACUAUAAAGAGUUAUCUAUAUUUCAAUUUGUUUUAUAUAAUUUGUUUUGAUAAAGAGAUUGAAAUGCUCAAAAGUUAUGUGUAUUUGAUGAUGAGGAAAGGAGACGAGCACGUUUUAGAUAGGGCUGUUGAAUUGGAGGUGGACACCUUGAGGAGGAGGAGACAGCCUCCAUGGAAGAAGCAAGAUAAGGAGACUAAGAUGGUUUGGUUGAGGAUGGGGGAUGUAUUGCAUCAGGCAAAAUGGAGGGAUGUGUUAACAGUGGCCACCCCCAUUCACACCAUAGUAGAUUUAUUUCUACAUUUACGCAAUCAUAGUUUAAUUCUUCUGGCAUUGCUAUUGCUUUGUUCCUUUACUAUGAUAACUAGGAAUGCAUUUUUUUUAUCAUGACAUUUAUUUUUCUUGCCAUGUUUCUUGUCAUGUUUUUGACAGUAUUACCUAUAUGUUAUUUAUUUCCUUCAAAAUUGUGUAGAUUAUCACUCACUGUGACAACUUGAGAUAACUCUUUGCCAUAGUAACUCAACAACUUGUUGCACUCUUGCCGAGGAUGAUGAGUUCAAAUAUUGACCAACAAAUACAUUUAUGUGUAUUAUCUAUCAGCUCAAACUUACAAGAAUUUGUUUUCUUUACAUCUCUUGUAAGAAAAAAUAAAGAACUGCGCCUGUGAAUACUUAUUUUGGGUAAUUUGGACAAAUUACUGCAAAAUACUGUAGUACUGACAGUACUUUUUUGCGAGGGAUGUGUGUGUUUUCUGUCAUAAUCUAGCAUUGUUUAAAAAAGCCUGGUGUAGUCUUUCCACUAGAAUCUAAUGCAUUGCAUAUGGAUGAGUUAAUCUUGAGGUCCAGAAUGAUUGAAAUUGCUUCUAAGAAGAGGGGUCAUUUCACUGUCCCAAUCCAAUAAUUAAUCAGAUCAAUUUUAUAACCCUUAAAAUGAAAUAGAUUUCAGUUUUAUGGCUGAAAAAUUAAUUUUGUACUUAGAUGGUAAUCCAGAUUAAGUAGUACUCAAUCAAUUCAUAUUCUCUCAUUUUUCUAAAACAAUGUUAGGUGGGGGAGAUGAUCGCUAUCAGACUCUAUAUCACUGACACAUAAUGAUCAUAAUGUUCAAAACUGCAAUGUUUUACCCAUACUUGUGAUAGAAUGCCAAACUAUGUUUCACAGGGUUUCUUAGAAUUUGUUAAUAUGUUAUGGGCUUUAAUAUUAGACUGAUGGUAUCAUGAAUGUUUUUAUAUCUGCUCUGUUAAAAGUUCCAUUAUUUAUCUGUAUUAUGUUUCUGACCAUGAUUAUGUAUGUUUUACCUUUAACAUUCUGUAUGUUUUUUUUAAUUGUGCUCGGUGCGCAUCAGAUUUUUGUUGUCAUUGACAAGAAAAACAUUAUGGACCAGGGAGGCUUGAUAGACUUGGAAAAAAAUCAGUGAAUAUGGUCAAAAUUUUCAUGGACCAAACUUAAUAUUUUAAUCAUGCUGAAUUAUUUUUAUGGAUCGUGAGAUAUAUACAUGUAACCAUGUCCUUUUAACACACAUUAGUAAGUAUUUAUGAUUUUCUUUAACUUUCUAUUGAUCUGUGAGUUCUUCUCAGAGUGCCAUACACAAUUGCACAUUAAUCUCGAGAUGGUUAUUUGGAAAGGGUCAGUAUCACAAUUUUGAAGGCUUGUUUUCUGAACUCGGGUUUAACUUAGACCAUGGUCUAAAUCUGUGCUAAAAUUAUGGGAAGCCAAACAUGUCAAAAUGUUGUUUACAUGGAAUGCUUCUCAUGUUCACUGUGCUCUGUCCUAAUUAUUUAAUAGUGAAGACAAUUAUCUAAUUUAUCCUACCCAGAUAGUUCAAAAUGAUUUGAGAAUCAAAUGAGCUGAUUUGUUUAAUCCUUUACUUUUAGAGAUUUAUUUCACUAUGGGCUAUCCAUCGUUAAACCACAACCUUCGACCAGAGUUUAAAUUAAACCCGACUUCAGAAUACGAGCAAUCAAGUCAAUAUUAUAGAGUCUUGGAUAGCUUGAGCAAUGCAGGCAAUCUAAUUGGUCAGAUAAUACCAUGUGACUGGAAACUGUUGUCCUGUCCUACAUUGGCUAGGUGUACAGUAUUCAUCAAUUGGUGACACCCAAGAUAUGAUGUUUUCUGACUAUGCAUCCCUGUCUGUUUCAAGUACAAAUACCUGAGAUAAUGGACCAUCUGUAGGUUAGGGGAAGUCCAUUUGGUCUCAAGGGACUUCCCCUAAUCUAUGCACAAACUUCACUUGAUUGCUUGGACCAGCUUAAUUUGUAUGUCAGUAUAUUUGUAGAAGUAAAAUAAUAGAUGAAAGACAUGGUGUCAAGAUGAGUAGUUGUGCUAUGUAAAUAUACCUUGUACAUGAAUAUAAAUUUAGUGUACAUAAAAACAUAGGAAUAUGACAUGAUUUAUCAUGACUUGUAAGAAUUGUACUCUGUAUUGUUCGUCUGCAUGUUGUAGUGUAUGUGUACUAUAUAUCUUCAUGUGUCCAAUAUAAUGUAUUUAUGCUCUUUGUCUGUUGUAAUCUACUUCUGUGUGAAUGGGUCCUUUCUAUGCAAUGCCAGUGGUAUAUUCUGCUACCGAUGUCUAAUUAAGAUAUGAUUGUGAAUUCAAAGAAAUAGAUCACAAAUAGAUUUUAUCACUUGCAGGCGUUGAUAAUACAAGUGAAAAAGAUGGCAAUUACACAUUCAUCACUGAAAUUUGGAUAAAUUAAAUCUCAUGCCUAUUCUACUUCAUGGCCAUAAAGAAAUGUUCAAAGAUUAUAAAUGUUUUUGGUUGUUUUUGCACUUGUAUUACUAUUAUGCUUGUUUAGGAAAUGUUACGGAAAUGUGGAAAUGCCAAAUUAAUGUAGUAUCUGCAUUUCAAGAGAGCGACAACUCAUAUUUUGUCUGCAUUUUCAUCUCCUAUGUCUUGGUUAAAAAUUAUUGAUUACUGUACAAUGUAGAUUGUGAAUUAGAAAUUGAUUAUUAAUCUUAGAAACUUACUGCAAACUUGGUGCUAGUAGUAAUAAUCAUGCCAUAGUAUUUAAGUAAAUGCAUGCUAAUAUAUUGUUAUAUAAUAAUACCUGUAUACGUAUGAUAAUGAAGUUUAAUGUUUAUUGUGCCUUUCAUUACUGAAGUGGCAUUGGUCAAAGUUCUUCUCCUUAUUGUUUGCUUACAUUGUAUGUGGAUCUUCCUAACAUUAACUGAUAAUCAUGAUAGUAAUAAUGUUAGUUUUAAUGUGUUGUCACAAAAGAGUAGCAUUAGUAGCCAGUAAGAUGCGUUUUUCUACAUAUCCACGUAUAUUGAUGUAAUUUUCUGUAGAAACUCAUGGGAAAAUUCAAAAGGUUUAAGAAUUUGUGAAAGGGAAAUAAUGUGUGCCAUAUACAUGUAUGCUCAAAAUGUGUCAAUAAAUUGUUUCUAUUUGUAGUAAGGAUUCUUAUAAGCAGCUUUCUUGUAGAAAUAAACUCUUAUUUUGAUAGGAGUUGUGUGAAAAUGUGGAUAAUUUUCAUGUUUCUUAGAACAUGUUUGUAUCAAAUUGAAUUUAUCAAUUUUCUACAACAAAAAAAAAUGAAUUGAAAUUGUGUGCAUGUGAAUAUCAUAAAAGGGCAGAUUACAGAAGUAUAGUAACGUAUCAAUGUUAUCCCUUUCCAAACAAAUAAAAUAUCUAUGACUGUCUUUUAAAAGCUUUGGACUGUCUCUGUAAAUAUUUAUGCAAUUUGAUAAGCCAUACCAUUACCAAAUACAUAGAAUGUGAUGAUGAAUGCUGUCUAUCUAAUGAAAGGAAGCAAAAAAUAAAAGAAAACGUUCCUUUAAGAGUAAAAUGUAUUGGUAAUUUACAUUAAAUGAAAUAUUGCCAGACAUAUAUCUCUUUGCAGGAUGAAUGGACAACUUUGGCAAAUAUUAUUUAGCGAAGAAUAUGAAAAUAAUUUAAAAUUCUGUUGAUAUGAUGUAUUUUUUUUAGUGCAGCAUACCUAUACACAAAGAAAACAAAUAUGUGCAGACUGAAGACUGAUAUUAUGUGUAUUGAGGGACAAAUAUUUAAGCUUUUUGUAUUGACUUGAAAAUCAUUUUCUUUGUCUUAGGAAUACAAAAUUGGCCAAAGGUUUUUCAAGGUUAUGAUCAUGUUUCGUAUGUAAUCUGUACAUACAUUAGAAAAUAUAGUUAUAUUUCAUGGUAUUUUGAUAAUUAUUUAUCAUUAUGUUGACACUUACAUCUCAAUAGGGUAGCAUGAGUCAUGACAGCUUGAAUAUUCUCAAAAGAUACACGUAAAGGAAAUGAACUACCAUGUUAACUUCUCAUGAAACCUUUAUUUAAUACAAUAUAACUGUAGGUAUAUCAAAUUGAUGGAGUAAUUCUUUUUAAUCAAUAUCAGGCCCAAAAUGCUUGCCUGUUCAUUUAUGUUAUUUCACAUUGAUUUCCAAUCUUAUAAAAGAAAUCUUCAAUUUGUUUUUAUUGCACAUAGAAUUCCUGUUAUACACUGUACUAAUUGUAAAAAAUGUUAAUCUAAAUUUAAAUGGAUAAUCGUCAGAGAUUAUUGAAUAAAUGAUUUAGAUCAAUCAGAAUAUGAGAGAGUAACUCCUCACCUUUUCCUAGAUACAUUACUUGUAUCUCUAACACCAUUCACAACUCAAGUAAUUGAUGUUGAAGUCAUCAGGCUUAAAUUUCAUUUUUUUCAAGUUCUCGCAAGCUUAAGCUAUGUUGAGAUGAAAUUUUCACUGUAGCCUUUCUUUGUCAAGGGUCAUGGGAAUUUUUAAAAGCCCUUUUUAGUCUUUGUUCAUGAAUGUAAAGCUGAAUAGUUUGGGUUUUUUUUACUAAUGAUUAGCUUUCAUUCACUUUACUGAUUUUACCAAAACUUUGACAAAUGGAUUCUGUAGCUGUUGUCUGUUAGAUGUAUUCAUCUGUGUGUCAGUGGUAAAAGGCAUCAAUAAAAUGCUGAAGAGUUGCUCUUUCUUAAUCUGGCAAAUUGAAAUUAGAGUAAUGAAUUAUCUUUUAAUAUUGGCCGUCUAACUUGAGAUUCAUUUUGAUACCCACUCCGUGUGUAGGACAUAGCAUAUUACCAAGCCAAAGAAUCCAAGCAGUAUUUCAUGCAAACCCUGUCAGUUAUCCAUAUCGAUGUGAUUUUAAUCAAAGCAAGCCUCAUUUCAAAGCAGAGGCAGCCAUCUUCAUAACAUUUAUGUAAGAAUUGAAUAUAGAAAGCAUGCUAAAAGCGAGAGACGAGCUUGGCGGUAUUGACACAUUAGUAUUGAUAAUCAUUUGCUGUUCACAGUAUUUGUUGUUCGAGAUGUCGGCUAGUUACUACUAACUUGUGCUAUGUUAUGCCAAUGUAAAAAGAAUAUCUUACAAUCGAUUAUAACUCUUUGGUACAAGGUUUGACUAUUAAAGAUUGAUAUUAAUUGUAUCUUUGAUAUCACAGGACAAUAGGUUUAAAAACGGUAGUGCAUAAUUUUAUCAAGAGUCCUAAGGAGGGUUUUAUUAAAUUGUCCUUUAUGAAUGAAAAUGACUAUCAACAAUUAUUUUCAUAUUAUAUGACACCUAGAUAGAUCGUCAUUUGAUUGGUUGUUUGAUAUCGAUCAUUCAGCCCAUUUACAAUGACAUCAUCAAACGUGCAAUUUUGGAUCCAUUCAUCAUGCAAUUAUGGAUCCAUACGAUUUUGUCCAUUGCACACGUGCACAGAGACUGCAGGCCAUGCUGCAGGCACCACUCGUGUUUGCAGCGCGCAUGUUUUAUGUACGCGACAAUCAACAGACCAAGCUCGCAUCGCAUGAGCGUAUUUUGCAUCAAAAUUUUAUAUGAAAAAGAAUCUAUUUUGGGGUGUCAUAUAAACCAAAUAAUGAAUGUUUUUCUCUUCAUUCGUGAAAUGGACCGAAUACUUAAUUCCGUGAAAGAUGAAAUGAAUGAUCUAUUCAAAUUGGCUAUGCCUCUUUGAAUGGAUCAUGUCAUCUUUCACCUCAUAAAGUAUUCUGUCCAUUUCACUCAUAAACAUUCAUUAUUUUCAUAAGAGACCAAGGAACGCAUAUACUUCCAAUGCAGUGUGAGUGACUAUGUUCUUCAACUAUUCUUCAGAUAUCAAUGCUAACUCUUUUAUGCAUACAUUGUAAGGCCAGUGCAAUGCUAACAGUUUUGAAUAAAUAAUAAAGAAAGGCAUAUGAUAUUAUAAA